AUGGUGGGGACGAGGCAAAUGAAGCCUAUCCCCAUUCCCUCUCGUAGCAAAAUCGCGUCGCUGAUUACGAGGAGGUUAGAAAUCAGACACGACGCUGAUGGCGAUGUUUUCUCCCACCUUUCGGACCACGCACGGCUGGCUCCUGAGACGCAAAAAGUCUCUCCAAUCCUCGGGGUCAUGAGGAGUGGCGGCCGGCGCUCUCCCUGA
Molecule: messenger RNA, 207 nt
Organism: Gaeumannomyces tritici R3-111a-1
Lineage: Eukaryota; Fungi; Ascomycota; Sordariomycetes; Magnaporthales; Magnaporthaceae
Exons: 2
Coding region: 1-207 (68 amino acids)
Source: RefSeq, a predicted model, not a curated record